Messenger RNA from Esox lucius (northern pike), 4444 nucleotides. Its product is annotated as NLR family member X1. Gene Ontology annotation, cellular component: mitochondrion. Gene Ontology annotation, biological process: negative regulation of canonical NF-kappaB signal transduction. The record is from RefSeq and is a predicted model, not a curated record. Lineage: Eukaryota; Metazoa; Chordata; Actinopteri; Esociformes; Esocidae. The transcript is spliced from 10 exons. Gene Ontology annotation, molecular function: protein binding. The coding region runs from base 523 to 3420 and encodes 965 amino acids.
ACAGUUCGACAACAAUAGAAAAAUAGUGUAAAUAAAACUACAUGGGCAUAUCUUGUACAGGCCAUGACGGUUAGGCAAGUGUUUGCUCAGCUGAGGAAGUGGGCUAGUCUACAUUGCCCUACAUGUAAUAGGAUGUGGUUAUUCUUUUUUUUCAAUAACGUUUACAUUUUUUCGGAUACGAGAGCGUCUGGCUACAUUUCACUUAAUAAUUUAGUGUUUGAAGGCGGUCUUAACACGGGCCAAUGGUAGCAGAUAUGACAAUACAGUAAACCGAGAGUGAACAAAGACUCAGGACGUGGGAGUGUUAGAACCGGAUUUCAAGUUCACUCAUGAUGUGAAAUAUUUGGAACAGUUAAGUGUUGAAAGCCUGCUAAGAGGGUGUUGCAGCUUUUGAGAGGCGCAGGGAUCCUCAGGAGAGGUCUAGGUGCGUUCAAAUAAGCAUCUCUAAAAUCGAACAUCUCAAUUUUACCAUAAAACGCGAACCUCAGCCUUCUUACCAGCAGAGUCAUCAUCACUCAUAAGAUGACAGCAUGCUACAGACAGCUGAUUCUUCCAAGAAGGCUAUGGCAGAAGUGGAAAUAUUCCUGCUUCUAUUCAGGCAGUGGAUUUCAUUCAAGGCCUUUCUGCUCAAGUCGGCCUGAAACGGAUCCCAUAGAGAUCCACAAGAAGAAGUUGACUUUAUGGUUCAGCCAUGUGCCUAAGGAAGAGAAGCAGUUUGGGGGUUACUUCACACCCGAGACCAUGCAUGUAGAGCCUCUCAUCUUAGAGAAGAAGCCAGAGGAGAGGAAAGGGCCCCUGACAACUCACUUCCCCAAGGCAUUAGAGGGGUCUCAGAGCCCCUCAGUCACUGUGGAGCAGCUGUUUGAACCCACCCAGGAAGUAAGUAGGGAGAAGGGUGUCAACGUGCUGCUGUAUGGGGCUGUGGGCACAGGGAAGAGCACAGUGGUGCGGAAGCUGAUUCUAGACUGGUGCGCCGGGCUCACUUUAACCCAGUUCAAACUACUGGUGCCCUUCUCCUGUGAAGACCUCUCCCAGUUAUCCAAGUCUACGUCUCUUAGAGACCUGGUCAGCAGGAAGUAUCUGCACCUAAAGAAGAUCCCCAUGCUGAGUGGAGAUAAUGACCAGGCCAAGGACGUACUGUUUGUUUUUAACGGCAUGGAGAAGAUGAAACUGGACUUCCGUAUUAGUUCCACAGAGCUGUGCAGUGACCCCAACGAGGCCCUCCCAUCUGGAGCAGUGGUGGUGAACCUGCUUAGGAAGUACAUGCUGCCUGAGGCCAGUAUUUUGGUCACCACCAGGUUGUCUGCUCUUGACCGCAUCCCUCUGAAGUAUGUGAAACGCUACGCUCAAAUAUGUGGCUUCCGUGACCCAGAUCGCCAGCGGGCAUACUUUGCAAGCCGACUGCUGCAACAGAGCGGAGAAAACCCAAAGACCCAGGAGGCCCAGUCCCCCAUUGAUCAGCUCUACCUUGCCCUGCAGAGGGACAGCCAGUUGAAGGAUGCCUGCUCUUCACCCUCCUAUUGCUGGCUGACCUGUGCCACCCUCCACCUUUUACACUUCACUGAUGCUAAGGCCCCGAUAUGUACGCUUACCGGAAUCUAUACCAGCUUCAUGAGGCUCAACUUUGGCGGAGAGGUGCUGGACACGGGUGAUGGUGUACCUUCUGUAGAAAACCAGAACUCAUUGAUGCUUCAUGUAGUCCGCACGGUGGGCAAACUGGCUUUUGACGGAGUCACUAAAAAACAAAGUUCCUUCACUGAGGAGGAACUGGAACAGUUUGUGGGGGGCAAAACGAAAACAGAUGAGGAACUGCGUCAGCUGGCUGUGUUUCGCACUGAUGUUCUUGACUUCUUUCUGGUGCCCUGUGUCAAGAACAAAAGGUCAGAGGUCUAUGAAAAGGAGAAGCGGUAUGUGUUUGCUGUCCCCACCAUGCAAGAGUACCUGGCUGCCCUCUAUGUGGUCCUUGGCGAGAACAAGACAGUUCUGGAGAAGCUGAGCAAAGAAGUGAGCUUGGCCUUUGGGCAAGUGGGCGAAGAUGUAAACACCCUCAUCAACAUCUUCUCAAAGUUCAUACCCCUCAAGAUCUUCACAGUCUUCAACCUGCUCAGGCUCUUCCCUAGCCUCUUUGAGAAGAUCAGCAGCCGCAGCAAGGGCCACAUCGCUCGCACCAUGGCAGCAGAGAUGUUUCGCACUGAUGACUACUUAAAUGAGGAUGUUCUGGACCAGUUGGAGCAGAGCCUGCUUGGAGUUCAUGGCCCCCAGCCCAAGGAGCAAUUGGACAGCCAGACCUAUGAACUUUACCCCAUCUUCAUGGGUGGCUUGCUGCACUACAGGAACAGAGAUCUGCUGGAGCAGCUGGGCUGCAGCAUCAAGAGCACCACGGUAGUUCAGAUCACAAAGUCCCUCAAGAAGCAGCUGGCUGCGGAUAUUGUCAAGCGACAGCCCCCAGAGGAGCUCAUGGACCUGCUGGUUCUUCUCUACGAAUUCCAAAAUCCACGGCUAACUGCUGAGGUUCUGCUCUCCAUCCACAGAAUCAAGUUGUCUAACGUGCGCUUGACACCACUCAAGUGCUUCAUCCUGGGCUCUGUUCUGGACUGCACACCCUCAAAGUACUACCUGGAAGAGCUAGACCUGUCUUCCUGUCACCUGACAGAAGACUUGAUUGACAUCCUGUUGCCUGCCUUUCAUCACACUUAUAACCUCAAUCUUCAGUUUAACCGCCUGGGUCCUGAGUCCUGCAUUCUCCUGAGGGAUGUUCUGCUUGACCCCAACUGUACUAUUAGAUCUUUACAACUGUGUGAUAAUCCCCUGUUGGAGUCCGGGGCUGACUACCUGCUGGACGCCCUUCCAGGGAACCGGUCUCUCAGGAAGCUUUCCCUAAUGCACACGGGCAUGGGCAACGCGGGGGCCUGCAAGCUUGCCGAGAAGCUCAGUCAGCACACAGGCCUGGAGGAGCUCAAUGUGGCGUACAACAACAUCGGGGACAGCGCUGCUCUGACGCUGGUGGAUGCCUGUCGAGAGCACCCCAGCAUCCACACUGUGCACUUGUACUUGAAUCCUCUCAGUAACGAAGGGAAGCUGUUGCUGUGUGACCGAGGGCUCCCGUUGGAGCAGGGAGGCACAGGCCGACGAGUGAAAGUUCUGGCCUCGGUCACCGAGGGCUCAGAAAUCUCAGAGAACUGGCACCCCAUCCUGAGCGUGAUCCGUCAGAACGCCUUGUCCUGGGAGAGGGAACGGGUCCGAGAGCAGCUGCAGAUCUUCCUCCAGGACCUAGAGUGGGGCAGGCAGCAUGCGCCAAGCUUCUGGAAGAAGAUGCACUUCCGUAGGGUGGAGAAUGGUGUCAGACAGACCCUGCAGAUGCUGGGACAUGGAGACACUGCGGAUGCUGUAAAAGGGGACCAGAGGGGACCAAGUAAUUGACAAGCAAUGUCUGUUUUGACAAAGUUGAGCCAUUAGUAUCAACCCACAUAUCCAUUGCUGUGGAUACUUGUAGUUUGACAGCCAAUUAGUGGGAUAACCAAUUCUAUGCAAAAUUACGCAAUUAGAGAUAUUUUUUGGAAGAAAGUGUCCUUUUCAAGCCUACAAAUUAAGGUUUAUGACUGAUUGUGUUGAAAUGUGCACACAGCCAUAUAGUUAUUAGGUGUUAUGUUUUUUCCCUUUUCUUCAUUUAGUCUGUGUCAGUGUUAAAUAGAUGUUCAGGUGGUUUAAAAGGGAACAUGUAUUUGUAAUGCAUUAUUAAUAGAAAAAAUUAUGAGAUAAAAUUGAACUACAUGGAUUGAUACUUGAAAAUACAUCUACAGUUGAAUUGCGCAUAACGCAAAAGCCAAUGGUGGGGUCAACAUUUCUGCUACAUUCUCUACAUUAUUAUAUUAUUUCUGCUACAUUAUCUAAACACAUUUUUUUCCCCCUGCUGCAGCCAAUGGCUUCAAUAUCCCCAUGGGACUAAAACGCAUGAUAUGUUGUUAUUAAUGUGCUACAUCAUGGAAACCAUAUUCCGAUCAAAACAGACAAAAUCGUUUUGAAAACAAUGUUUCUGAAUAUAAUGGACAUGUUGUUAAGCCCAUUGUGCCAAUAUUGGGUAAUGGGAAGUACAUUGACAGCUGUUUGAUGUUAAGAUGGACGCGACAUAUCUAUCAUUUGGGAUUUAAUUCAUUUGCUUGUUGAACCUUUUGGUUCCAAAUAUAAUUCAGGUACAACUUAAACCCCAAUGGUGCAGAAGCCCUUGGGUUAUUUUUUCCCCCUGAAAGUGUAUAUUAUAUGCAAUCAUGUGUAGUAGAAGGUACAGUAGUAUUCCAACUGUUCUGAAAUGUGUCCAUGUAUUUACAAUGGUACAGACUUUAAGACUGUUUGACUCUACAAAAUGGAGAAGCAAUGGCACUGUAUGUUUGCAUUGAUUGAAAGUGUUUAAGGUAACUUGUGAAAAAUAAAAAGAUGUCAAAAUCAA